AGAAACUUAUCAAGACUAGUCAAAAUUGGAGUAAUAUAGUUCUGUCAAAGACGUGUUUGACAAAACGUCUAAGAGAAAUGAAAAAUAAAAAGCCAUCUUCCUUACCACACUCUUAAUAGUUUUUUUAAUCUUCUUUCGAGGCAACUCAGUAAAAUAAGAUCAUGGCCUCUUCAGCUAGUUUUGCACUCCCCGGUUCUUCCUUUCUUCAUAACAAGGUCAGUAAUUUACAGAAAGAUUUGAGCGUCUCAGUCGUCCCUUCAACCUCGCAACUCUCCAUUUACAAAUGCAAACAACCCAUUUCCAAGAACAUUGUGAUGGCGAUGGAGACGCAACAAUCGGAGCGAAAACCAGCCACUACUGGCUCUAUAAAGACUCCGAUGAGUAUGACGGAAAAGAUUCUUGCAAAAGCCUCGGGGAAAGGAGGGGUGAGAGCAGGUGACAACGUUUGGGUGAAUGUUGAUGUUUUCAUGACUAAUGAUAUUAGUGGCCCUGGUUCCAUUGGUAUCUUCCGAAGAGAAUUUGGGCAAAAUGCUAAGGUUUGGGACCGUGAAAAGGUAGUUGUUAUACCUGACCAUUACAUAUUCACGAGCGAUGAACGUGCAAAUCGUAAUGUGGAUAUCUUGAGGGAGUUCUCAUUGGAGCAAAAUAUCAAAUAUUUUUACGACAUUAAAGAUCUUAGUAAUUUCAAGGCUAACCCUGACUACAAAGGUGUAUGCCAUAUUGCACUUGCUCAAGAAGGUCACUGCAGGCCCGGAGAGGUUUUGUUAGGGACAGAUUCUCACACCUGUACUGCUGGAGCAUUUGGUCAGUUUGCUACUGGCAUUGGAAAUACAGAAGCUGGUUUUGUGUUGGGCACUGGGGCUCUUUUGCUCAAGGUGCCAGAGACUUUGAGAUUUGUAAUGGACGGUGAAAUGCCUGAUUAUUUGCUGGCUAAGGAUUUGAUUUUGCAGAUUAUCGGUGAAAUAUCUGUGGCUGGUGCUACAUAUAAAUCCAUGGAGUUUGUUGGCACAACCAUUGAGAGUUUAAAUAUGGAAGAACGGAUGACAUUAUGUAAUAUGGUUAUCGAAGCUGGUGGAAAGAACGGUGUCAUUUCUGCUGAUACUACUACAUUUAAGUACCUUGAGGACAAAACAUCUGUGCCAUAUGAACCGGUUUACAGUGAUGCACAAGCAAGUUUCCUUUCAGAGUUCAGAUUUGAUAUCUCAAAUUUGGAGCCCUUGGUAGCUAAGCCUCAUUCUCCAGAUAAUCGUGCUUUGGCAAGAGAAUGCAAAGAUAUCAAAGUUGACAGGGUUUAUAUAGGAUCUUGUACCGGUGGAAAAACACAAGAUUUUCUCGCUGCUGCCAAACUCUUCUUAGCUGCUGGCAAAAAGGUGAAAGUUCCCACAUUCCUUGUCCCUGCUACACAAAAGGUGUGGGUGGAUAUAUACACUGUGACUGUACCAGGAUCUGGAGGCAAGACUUGCUCUCAAAUAUUCGAAGAAGCUGGUUGCGACACACCUGCAAGCCCUAGUUGUGCUGCUUGUAUGGGUGGUCCUAAGGAUACUUAUGCUCGCAUGAACGAAGCUCAGGUUUGUGUGUCAACAACAAAUAGAAACUUCCCUGGUCGGAUGGGGCAUAAGGAAGGACAGAUAUAUCUUGCUUCCCCAUACACUGCCGCUGCUUCAGCUUUGACCGGCUAUAUUACUGAUCCAAGACAUUUUCUGCAUCAGAUAUCACAUUGUGUGUGAUUUGAACUACUUUUUAUGUAUAAAUUCCGACUUGAACUCGGAUUGAUGUAAGAAAUGUUAAGAAUAUAGAAAGUUAAAUCCUAUUGGGAUAAAAAAAAAAGAAAAAAGAAAGUGGUGAUGAUUUAUAUAUCAUCACUUUCUCUCUUCUUUAUUGA
This is a messenger RNA of Hibiscus syriacus, 1882 nucleotides long. RefSeq names its product 3-isopropylmalate dehydratase large subunit, chloroplastic-like. Gene Ontology annotation, biological process: amino acid biosynthetic process. The record is from RefSeq and is a predicted model, not a curated record. Bases 162 to 1727 code for a protein of 521 amino acids. The transcript is spliced from 15 exons. Lineage: Eukaryota; Viridiplantae; Streptophyta; Magnoliopsida; Malvales; Malvaceae. Gene Ontology annotation, molecular function: 3-isopropylmalate dehydratase activity; 4 iron, 4 sulfur cluster binding.